CUCAUCCCUGACAUGUAUAUAUUAUUUACAUAAAAAUAAAACUAAAUUAUGUCUGGGUUAAUUUUAAAUUUUACUAAACUCGUUGGAAGGACUUCUAUGCAAAUAAAAACUAGUUGCACUCUGAUACCAUGUUUAAAUAUUCAACGCAAUACCAGUUUUUUUAAUAAAUUGCCUGCCUCAGACUUAUGGAGGGGUGUGACGGCAGUUAGUAAUGCAGGAAAAAAACGUGGUAGAGGCAAAGGAUCUGGCAAGAAGAUAGCAAAAGACUUAAACAGAGGCCAAGUAAUUGGCUAUGGAAAAAAAAAUAUGUUGUGGCCCGGCCUUAACGCGCCUAUAAUUCGCGGAAAAGAAUUAUUGCAACAAAAAGCUUUGCCUGAGGAUUCCACUUCUAUUGAAAGGGAAAAAAAUAUCCUAAAACUGCGAGACUCCAUUGGAGGUUUCAGGGUUAUGAAAAUUAAUCCAAUUGAUCGUGGCUGGUCAGGAACUAAAAUGGCUGGCAGAAGUAUAGGAACACCAGAUCCAGUAGGCGAGGAAACUUUUGAAGGAUUUGAUACACGCGUUUUGGAAAACAAAAUAGUGUUUAUAAUGAAAGGAAAUAUGGGAAGGAGGCGAAGGUUUUCCGUUAUGAGUGUCACUGGUAACGGAUGCGGUUUAGCGGGAUUUACUACAUCAAAAGCUCCUGACAUGCGCUCAGCACUACGAAAGUCAAAAAAUCGUGCCAGUCAGAAAUUGAUAUCCUUCGAGUUAUGUGAAAAUCGUACAGUGUUUCAUGACUUUUUUUGCGCUUUUGGUAAAACUAAGAUUUUUGUCUCCAAAAAGCCGGAAGGGUUUGGUUUAGUUUGUCAUCGAGCGAUUCGAACCAUUUGCAAGGUGGUUGGCAUUAAGGACCUGCAUGCAAAAAUAGAAGGAUCCACCAACUUGCAACACAUAGUUAAAGCAUUCUUUAUUGGUUUGUUGAAACAAAAAACUCACCACCAGUUAGCUGAGGAAAAACAAAUGCACGUAGUUGAAUUUAACACGCUUCAAAAUCAUUUUCCGCGUGUCGUCGCCAGUCCUACAGUUUGUAGGAAACAAAAUGACAUUGGAAAGGACGAAGUAAUAGAUUUCACACAAUAUGUUCUCGGCGAUAAAAUUGUUCUUAAGAAGAAAAAAUUUCCUCCUUUUUACGCGAAUACAACUGGCUAUAAAUUAUAUUUGAAAAAGCAAGAGCACUUUAGGAAUCAGGAUAAAGUUCGGAUCGAUAUGCUGGUUCAUGCAGGCCAAUUAACUAGUUUUUUGACAAACAAACAAAAUGAAAAUAUCAAAACAUAAAAUCUUUUGUUUGAUAUAAGCUUGCGUGUAAAUUCAAUUAUCCAUUAAUAAACAAAUAAUUACAAAAAUUUAUA
This is a messenger RNA of Glossina fuscipes, 1385 nucleotides long. It is a transcript of the gene mRpS5, whose product is annotated as 28S ribosomal protein S5, mitochondrial. Gene Ontology annotation, cellular component: ribosome. The record is from RefSeq and is a predicted model, not a curated record. The transcript has 2 exons. Gene Ontology annotation, molecular function: RNA binding; structural constituent of ribosome. Gene Ontology annotation, biological process: translation. The coding region runs from base 49 to 1311 and encodes 420 amino acids. NCBI's taxonomy places the organism in Eukaryota, Metazoa, Arthropoda, Insecta, Diptera, Glossinidae.